Molecule: messenger RNA, 3532 nt
Organism: Closterium sp. NIES-67
Lineage: Eukaryota; Viridiplantae; Streptophyta; Zygnematophyceae; Desmidiales; Closteriaceae
Source: the annotation of a GenBank genome assembly
UGUGCAGGUUGAAGAGCAGAAGUGAUCCCGGCACUGCUCCAGCCUCCUACAACUGCUGUUUAUAGGCGCAGACCCGUGCGGAGGUCCAAGCUCGUCUGUUUAUGGCAUCAGCCAUUACGCUGCCGGUACUGCUUCAGUGAUCCGCGGCGUUUUUUAGCCGGACCGCUGCCGCUUGCGAAGGGCGACGACGCGGCCUAGUAGUCAUGCAUCGACGAAAGCCCGUCGCGUCCCUCGUUUCGCACGUGAUCGCCGCCGCUUCCCGCCAAAACUACCAGCGCGGCUGUGGCGGCGACUCCGCUCCUCUGCGGAGGCUCGUUUCUGGGUCGAAUCAUGCCGAAUCUUCGAUUCAGCCUCGGCGAGAAGGCUCGGGACUGGCGACGGCAGUUGGAUCAGGGUCUAGCCUAGGAGCUGGUUCGGUGAGGGGUUUGUUGGAGGAUGCUAGAGCUGGAUCGGGUGCACGUUCGGUAUCUGGUUCGGACGCGGAUUUUAGAUCUGGGGAUGUAGCAGGCUCGGCAACAGGUUCGGGAGUACGCUCGUCAGCUGCUUCGGCAGCAGGCUCGGCAUGGGGCCUGAGAUCUGCGGCGGGAGGAUCGGUGCGAAGAAGAUACGCGAGAGCAGGUGUGGUUUCCUACUUGCCUGGUAAAGGCGGACGCUCCUAUGGAUCUAUCAAUGGUCUGGCGGGAAGUGCGGCGUGGAAUGCGGCGGGGAGUGCGGCGAGCAGUGUGGCGGAGAGCGGGGGGGCGAUGGCGGGAGUUGAGGUGCGGCGGGUGAACGCCGCGACGGGGCUGUUCGGGUACGAGGAGCUGAGCGAGCCCAAGGGAUUUCACCGUAUGGCCGCUGACGCCAUCGCCAGAACGGAGGCUCUGCUGCGGGAGGUGGCGGCAGCGCCGCCGUCUCUGCGCACCGUGUGCCUGCUGGACGAGAUGAGCGACAAUCUGUGUCGAGUACUAGACGCAGCAGAGCUCUGUCGCAACGUGCACCCUAACAGGGAGUUUGUGGAAGCCGCCAACGAGGCGUUCGUCAAGCUGUCAACGUAUGUGCAGGCCCUCAACUCCAACCAGCAGCUCUACCGCCUGCUAGUCGCUGCCAUCCAAGCAAUGCCGCCCGCCGCCUCCACCUCGCCCUCCUCUCUGCCGCCCGCCGGGAAGUCUCAGCAGUCGCAGCAGCAGGGGGCUGGGAGGGCUGGGGGGGGCGAGCGGGAGGAGGUGUUGCGGGAGGCCCAUCGGGUGGCGCAGCUGCUGCGGCUGGACUUUGAGCGAGGGGGCGUGCACCUGCCGGAUGAUCGCAGGGAGGAGGUGCAGCGACUGACGGGAGAGAUUACCCGCACCUCAAUAGAGUUCAACGCCAACAUCCACUCUGACUCGUCCUCCAUCGAGGUCUUUCCCCGCAGCUCCCUGCACGCCCUCCCCCCCAACGUGCACGCCAUGCUGCAACCCAUCCAGCGCAGCAAGGCCACCUCCACCAGUGGCAGCAGCAGCAGCAGUAGGAGCAGCAGUGAUGGUGGUAGGAGUAGCGGUAGUUUCAAUAGUGAUGCUGUGACGGGCGGCUCGUUUGCCGAUAACAGUGCUGGCAGCUGUACAGACACCAGUAGGCCAGGACCUGGUGCCACUGCGAGCAGCAGUAGUAACGACGGAGAGGGAGCAGAAUGCAGGGAGAAAGUGGGUAAUGGGGGCAAUGCUAGCUGCAGCAGCAGCAGCAGCAGCAGCAGCAGCAGCGGCAGCGGCGGCGGCGGCAGCAGCAGCGGUACCAAUUCUGGAGCGCCCAAGGACCUUGGUUACCGGGUGUUUUCAGACCCGUUGGUUACGUCCUCCGUGCUCAAAUGGGUGGAUGACGAGGAGGUGCGUCGGCGCGUGUAUGUGCUGGCCAACGCCUCCCCUGGAUCCAACCUGCACCAACUAGACCGACUCAUCGACCUGCGCUCUCAACUUGCCAAGGAGCUGAGUUUCCCCUCAUACGCGCACCUCAUCAACGUGCCCCUCAUGGCCAAGACCCCAGACACGGUCAACUCCUUCCUGCACAACCUGGGCGCGCAGCUCACACCAAAAGUCUUCCAGGAGCUACAGCAGCUAGGGGCGCUGAAGAGGCAGCACAGGGGGGAGAGGGACGCGAGCAGAGACGGCGGCAGUGGGAACGAGCCGUCUGUGCUGCAUGCGUGGGACCGGUCCUUCUACUCGGGGCUCGCCAAGGCCAGACGAUUCCACCUCGACUCAAGAGUCAUAUCCUCCUACUUCCCUCUGCACGCGUGUGUGCGUGGCAUGGCGCUGCUAGUGAAGUCUCUAUUCAACGUGCAUCUAGAGCCAGUGCCCACGUCGCCAGGAGAAGUUUGGGCGCCAGACGUCACAAAGUACUCCUUGACUCACCCGGUGCAGGGCCCCCUGGGUUUCAUCUACCUGGACCUGCACCCCCGUAGGGGCAAGUUCUCGCACGCAGCUCACUUCACCAUCCGCUGCGGGCGAAGGAAGCAGCUGCCCCUGGACCGCAAGGGGCACUUGCUGCCGCUCUCCGUGCCCUCCCACAACAGCAGCAGUGACGACUACCAAUUGCCGGUGGUGGCUCUGGUGUGCAACUUUGCCGCCUCGUCACGUUCCUCGCCCUGUCUGCUGGCCCACCACGACGUGGAGACGCUCUUCCACGAGCUCGGCCAUGCACUGCACUCACUGCUCUCGCGCACCGCUUUCCAGCAUUUAUCGGGAACGAGAGCAGCACUGGACUUCGUGGAAGUGCCCUCCAACCUGCUCGAGUACUUCGUGUGGGACCAUCGCUUCCUGGGCCAGUUCGCGGUGCACCACGCCACAGGCGACCCCAUCCCACGCUCCCUCGUGGACUCCCUGCGGGCCUCCAAAUCCAUGCUGGCUGCCUCUGACCUCCAGACGCAGGUAGUCUACUCCCUCAUGGAUCAGGCCUAUUUCGGGGUCAACCCCCCACACCCUGCAUCCUCGUUACUAUCACCCUCGCUAUCGUCACCAGCAGCUGCUGCAGCCAUAGCAGCAGGAGCAGCAGGUGGCGGCGGUGGUGGGAAUGGCAGGGACACAACAGCAGUGAUGGCCGAUCUGAUGGGAAGGUACAUGGGGGUGGCGCAUGUCCCUGGCACGUACUGGCAGUCGCGCUUCGCACACCUUACUGCCUAUGGCGCAGGUUACUACACCUACAUUUAUGCCAAGUGCUUCGCAGCACAGCUAUGGAGGCGGCUAUUUGAAGAAGACCCUCUCAACCCAGAGGCGGGAGAACUGUUACGCUCGCAUUUGUUGCGCUACGGAGGAGCUGGGGAUCCCCGGACGCUUUUAGAGUCGCUCCUGGGACCCUCGGCAUUUGAUUUGAGCCAUGGGUCAAGAGGAAAUGGUGGUGGUUCAAACAGUUCAGGCAUAGGGGAGAGUGUGACUGGUGUUUGCCCAAGAACAGAUGAGCUUUUGGAAGACAUGGAGGUGUAGCAUGCAGUUGCAUAGGUCAUAUCAUGUUAUUAGUAAUGUUGAUGAGUUUAUGACGUAUGAAGCACAGCCUGUUAUGGAUGCUGUCAUGUUGGCAAGUUCAAGGC